This is a messenger RNA of Setaria italica (foxtail millet), 2465 nucleotides long. Its product is annotated as long-chain-fatty-acid--AMP ligase FadD32. Lineage: Eukaryota; Viridiplantae; Streptophyta; Magnoliopsida; Poales; Poaceae. The record is from RefSeq and is a predicted model, not a curated record. The coding region runs from base 108 to 2045 and encodes 645 amino acids. The transcript has a single exon.
CCAACAAUCCAUUCUGAUAGGCAUCAUCUCAUGCACAGCAUUUCCAUUCCAUGCGUAGCUAGCUAGCAGGGACUAAGAGUGCAACGAGCAGCAGUUGCCGGCCGGCCAUGUGCACCGAGAACUACGACCCGUGCUACCCCGACCAGCCGGUGGUCGACCGCUACCUCCCCGUAUGGGCCAAGCUGCCGGCGUUCGCCGCCAAGCCGGCCUUCAUCUGGUCCGACAACGACGACGACGCGACGGCGUCGUCACGCACCGCGCUGACCUACUCCCAGCUCGACUCCGCCGUCGAGCGCAUGGCACGCAACCUCCUCGGCACCCUCCGCCGGGGCGACGCCGUCCUCGUCCUCGCCUCGCCGGGCCUCCGCCUCGUCAAGCUCAUCUUCGCGUGCCAGCGCGCGGGGCUCACGGCGGUGCCCGUCAUCCCGCCUGACCCGGCCAGCCUCGGCCCCGCGCACGCGCACCUGCUUCGCGCAGUGUCGCAGACGAGGCCGAGCGCCGCCGUCGCCGACGCGCGCUACAUCGACGAGCUGGCCGCCAUGCUGAGGAGCCUGCGCUGGCUGGCCGUCGAUGAGCUGGAGCGGGAACGCGGCGGUGGUGGGCCGGAAUCGGCGGCGCCGGGGUACGUGGGCUGCGGGCCGGACGACGUGUACCUGAUCCAGUACACCUCCGGCGCGACGGGCGUCCCGAAGCCUGUCAUGGUGACCGCGGGCUCGGCGGCCCACAACGUGCGGGCCGCGAGGAAGGCCUACGACCUGUGCCCCGGCAGCGUCGUCGUGUCGUGGCUGCCGCAGUACCACGACUGCGGCCUCAUGUUCCUGCUUCUCACCGUCGUCGCCGGCGCCACGUGCGUGCUGGCCGCCCCCGGCGCCUUCGUCCGGCGACCCCGCCUCUGGCUCGAGCUCGUCACCGAGUUCAAGGCAACGUGCACGCCCGUGCCGUCGUUCGCGCUGCCGCUGGUGCUCCGGCGCGGCCGCUCGUCGGCGCACGGACGACCGCCGCUUGAGCUCGGGAGCCUGCGCAACCUGAUCCUGAUCAACGAGCCCAUCUACAAGACGAGCGUCGACGAGUUCGUGCGGGCGUUCCGACGCGACGGGCUGCGGGCCGCGUCCAUCUCGCCGUCCUACGGCCUCGCCGAGAACUGCACGUUCGUGUCCACCGCGUGGCGGGGCCGGGGCGCGUGCUCCGACCUCCCGUCGUACAUGAAGCUCCUGCCGUCGGCGAGGCUGUCGCCGCCAUUGUCCUUGGGUAACGUGGGCGCGGAGAUCGAGAUCGCCGUCGUGGACGAGGAGACGGGCGAGCCCGUGGAGGACGGCGUGGAAGGGGAGAUACGGGUGUCCUCGCCGAGCAACGCGUCGGGGUACCUCGGCCACCCAUCGGCGAGCCGCGAGGUGUUCUGCUCGAGGGUGCCGGGGCGGGCCGGCGCGUGCUUCGUGCGCACGGGCGACCGCGGCGUGGUCAGGGGCACGGAGCGGUACCUGUACGUCGUCGGCCGGAGCGCCGACGUCGUCGUCGCGCUCGACGGCGGGCAGCGCCGCCGCGUGCACGCGCACUACGUCGAGACGGCGGCUUUCGGCAGCUCGCCGGAUCGCCUGAGAGGCGGCUGCGUCGCAGCUUUCACGACGUCGACGGCGCGGUCACUCUGGCAAACCAACGACGUGGCCGUCGUCGCGGAGAUACGGGAGGGAAGCGCCGGCGAUCACAGGGGCCUCUGCGACCGCAUAAAGGCAGCAGUGUGGCAAGGAGGAAGAGUGAAGGUUGGUUUGGUUGUGCUGGUCGGCGGUGGCGAGGUGCCGAAGACGACGUCGGGGAAGCUGCGCCGCGGCGCGGCGAGGGAGAUGCUGCUCGCCGGGAAGCUCCGGGUGGUGUUCGAAGCACGGUACGAUGACGACGACGGAACGGUGGCUGGGGUAAGAGGAGACGAAGGGGACGAGAUGGUGGAGAAAUCCGCGGCGAGCUGGUUGGCAGGGGAGGACAGAGGGCCCGACAUGAGUCUCGCGUUCGGGAGCGCGAGCCGCCGUCUACGCUUGCAGUCGUUUCUUUGAUCGUCAAAGCUUUGGUUGCAUGGCAUGACAACGUGGCACAGGAGAGCCACAGCCACCGAUUGUGAUUAUCAUCUACAAUGUGAACCUUCGCCAUGCUAGAUGUUGAAACGUCUUUUCUCUUCACUUGAACAAUAGUGAUCGGGUUAAGGAAAACUAAUGGCUUGUGAACUAAGGGUAACUUGGUUGAUAAGGUUACUCAGUGUGACCCACCUCGGUCCAAAUUCUUAACUCGACGCGGGUGCUCACAUUUCCUAUUAACUAACACUAUUAUUUUGAAGGUAGGCGAUAUGACCAUCGACAGUAAAGACACCUAUAGUGACAUCGUCAAUUUUAAAAUCUGCCAGCUUAGUUUUUUGAAGAUGUUCAUAGCCUUCUAGGCUAAGUUUGCAUGCGUGUAUUUGUAGGAGCAAGUGUAUAUGU